AUGUAUAUCGAAAUAAUGUUUAUAAUUUAGUUCAAUUCGUUCAAUUUAUCUUCCAAGUUGUUAGUGCGUAGUACUAAACCACUAGACCAACUGUCUCUAUCUGCCUUACCUUUUAUAAUUUUACAGCAUGGUAUUGUUGUUUGAAAAGCUAAAUACACUUUUUUUGUCUACUUAAUGCCACCAAGACUACUUCAACGAAUAACAAAUAAGGUUUCAUUCUGUGUAGCACGCUAUCUGUCUACAUUCAUAAAGGGACUGCCACAUUUUAGGAUUAGAACACUAAAUGCCAGUUUUUGAUAUUCCUCCAGAAAAGGCUAAACACGAUUCUAAACUUCUGAGACAAAUUGUCAGGGCAAGAAAGUGAUGUUGUCUCAUUGACUGGUUCCAUUAGGCUUGAACAAAGCACUAUCAGUUGUUAUUCUCAUAAGCCUUUUAUGUUCUACGCUCUCCAAGUUUUUGACAGUCACUCGAAUAAAAGGUUGGAGUGCAUAAGCAGAAAACUGUAAGAGGAAAAUGCAAACAAAAUAACACAAGGCAUAGCAUGUCAUCGUGAAACCGAUCGUUUAUACAUUGACUAUUCACAAUUAAUGGUUAUAUUAGUUGGGUACUUUGAUGAAACGAGGUCCUUCCGGUAUUGAUGAUAUUAAUUAAUUCUUCUAAAUUUCAGUCAGUUUUCAAUGGAUUUUCUUCAUUAUAUUCCGUAUCUAUAUGAGAACUAAAGCCAUAAAUUGAAAAGUUUUAACCAUUUGAUUUUGUGUAGUUCCGGAACGUACUAGGUAUAUUCUGUUUUUUAAUAUUGUCGCAACAAGUCUGUUUUAUCUGUUCAUCGUUAAGUAGAGCUCCUAGAAAAUGCUGCUUCGUAUCGCUACUCAUCACAAUAAAACGUCAUCUCUUAAACCCUCUAAUCAAAGAGCUAAUACAAUCAGGCAUUCGAGGAAUUAUGCUACUGGGAAGGAUGUGCGUUUUGGUUCAGACGCAAGGACUUUGAUGCUUCAGGGCGUCCAAAAACUAUCCGAUGCAGUCGCUGUGACUUUAGGGCCGAAGGGUCGUAAUGUGGUGUUAGAUCAAUCUUACGGGCCUCCAAAAAUCACCAAGGACGGUGUGACUGUGGCGAAGCACAUUGAAUUUAGUAACCGUUAUGUCAAUUUGGGCGCGAGUCUGGUCAGAAGUGUUGCGUCGAGGACAAACGACACUGCCGGAGACGGGACGACUACUGCAACUGUGUUGACUCGAGCCAUGUUCGAAGAAGGCUGUAAGGCUGUGGCGUCUGGCUGUAAUCCGAUGGAUAUUCGACGCGGUAUGCUUCGUGCUACCGACCUCGUAGUUGAUCAAUUACGCAAGAUGACCAAGGCCAUCGACAGCAAAGAGGAAAUAGAGCAAGUUGCUACUAUAUCUGCCAACAGCGAUGAAGAGAUCGGUGCUUUACUUGCGGAUGCAAUGACGCGUGUUGGAAAAGAAGGCGUUAUUACUGUUCAAGAUGGAAAGGGUAUUGAAAACGAAAUUGAAAUUGUUGAGGGGAUGCGCAUUGAUCAGGGAUUCCUGUCUCAUCACUUCAUUACUGAUAAGAGAACUCAGAAGGUUGAGAUGGAAGACGUCCAUGUUCUCCUGACCGAUUCGAAGAUUAAUAAUAUUCAGUCAAUACUUCCUCUUUUGGAGCAAAUUGCAGCUUCUCGCAAGCGUCUUCUUAUUAUUUCUAGUGAUGGUAUGGAUAGUGAGGUUUUGACCACAUUAGCUAUUAACCGUAUGCGCGGAUUGCAGGUUGCUGCUGUGCGCGCGCCGAGCUUUGGGGAUACCCGCAAAGCUAUUCUGGAGGACAUUGCUAUUCUCACAGGUGGUGUUCUCGUCAGCGAGGAAAUGGGAUCGCACUUGGAAGAGGUAGGCAUACAACAGCUAGGUCAUGUCAAGAAGGUUACUAUCUCUUCUGAAGACACCAUCAUACUCGGUGGCUCUGGUUCUAAAAAGGACAUUGAAUCAAGAUGCGAAACGAUUCGUACAAUCAUGAGUAACGCCACAUCGAAGUAUGAAAUCGAGAAAGCGAGGGAGAGACUUGCCAAACUUGGUAGUGGCGUCGCUGUGGUCAGAGUUGGCGGAACUUCGGAAGUUGAGGUUGGAGAGAAGAAGGACCGUAUUAUCGAUGCGCUGAGUGCUACUCGAGCAGCUGUAGAAGAGGGCAUUGUCGCCGGUGGAGGUGUCGCUCUUUUGUAUGCUUCUCUGGCUCUCAAGGACUUGAAACUUGACAACUUUGAUCAGCAAAUAGGAGUUGAUGUGAUUCGAAAAGCCUGCCAAGUUCCUUGCCGUAUGAUAUGUAAUAACGCCGGGUCCGAAGGCUCACUCGUUGUACAAAAUUUGAUCAGCGGCAACAUCGACACAAGGCGCGGAUUUAAUGCACAAACUGGUCAAUACGUUGAUAUGAUCGAUGCAGGUAUCAUCGAUCCUACCAAGGUUGUUCGAACUGCCCUCAUUGACUCUAGUGGUGUCGCGUCCUUGAUGACCACGACAGAGUGCAUGAUUGUAGAAGAGAAAGAUGAUAAGGCAGCUGCUAACAACAUGGGCGGUGGCAUGGGUAUGGGCGGUGGCAUGGGUGACAUGUUCUAAUUCUAUAUUCAUAUUGUAUGUCAGGCCGAUAAUACCUUGAAGAUUUCUUCCUGACCUCGUCAUCAAGUCUGAACUUUUAGUAAAAAAAUUCUCUCAAUUUUGUCGA
Schistocerca gregaria is the source of this 2701-nucleotide messenger RNA. RefSeq names its product 60 kDa heat shock protein, mitochondrial-like. Gene Ontology annotation, molecular function: protein-folding chaperone binding; ATP-dependent protein folding chaperone; ATP binding. The record is from RefSeq and is a predicted model, not a curated record. Gene Ontology annotation, cellular component: mitochondrial inner membrane; mitochondrial matrix. Gene Ontology annotation, biological process: protein refolding. NCBI's taxonomy places the organism in Eukaryota, Metazoa, Arthropoda, Insecta, Orthoptera, Acrididae. The transcript has 5 exons. The coding region runs from base 850 to 2595 and encodes 581 amino acids.